Messenger RNA from Salvelinus fontinalis (brook trout), 1717 nucleotides. It is a transcript of the gene mrps33, whose product is annotated as mitochondrial ribosomal protein S33. NCBI's taxonomy places the organism in Eukaryota, Metazoa, Chordata, Actinopteri, Salmoniformes, Salmonidae. The coding region runs from base 207 to 527 and encodes 106 amino acids. The transcript has 3 exons. Gene Ontology annotation, cellular component: mitochondrion. The record is from RefSeq and is a predicted model, not a curated record.
CCGUUAAACCUCAUCGAAGAAGAAUGUCAUAGAAGAAGUGGUGGCAUGCUUGAAGGUUAGCGACACAUUUAACGAAAUACAAUAACAACUACUAGUGACACACAUACUGGGUAGCAAGUUAUACACUUGUCGUGUAGAACAUGGUAAUAUAUCUACAUUUGGAUUUAACAAAGCUACUACACAAGUCGCGGUGAUUCCAGCUAGCUAUGACCAACCUGUCCAGCUACGCCGUGCGUAUGGCGCGUCUCAGCGCACGUAUCUUUGGGGAUGUGGCGCGUCCUACGGACGACAAGUCCAUGAAGGUGGUCCGGCUGUUCAAGGAGCCGCCCAUGGCCCAGAAAAAGGAGGUGUAUGACUGGUACCCUCAACACAAGAUCUACUAUGCCCUGACACAGAAGCUACGAUACAUGGGACUCUUCAGAGAUGAACACGAGGACUUCAAGGAGGAGAUGCGUCGGCUGAGGAAACUGAGAGGCAAGGGGAAACCCAAGAAGGGCGAAGGAAAGAGAGCCACCAAGAAGAAAUAAGCGCUUCCUUGCCCUGUCAUAUAGGACCUAAGGGGGAAUCACAACAGUCCUCGUUUGCUCUGGGACACCAGAGGAAUGGCCUCCCUAACUGUGUUCACAACGGUACCAUGUGACCCCACUCAGGAUGUUCAUAAUGAAUGGAUCCUUGGAACAGCUGAUGAUGUGUUAAGAGGAUCCUUUCCUACCCCAUCACAGAAGAUCCUGUCUGACUAGUGACCAGUCUUUGACCGCUGUGUGUUGUGAGGAUCCUUUCCUACCCCAUCACAGAAGAUCCUGUCUGACUAGUGACCAGUCUUUGACCGCUGUGUGUUUGGUACAUAAAGCAUUUCUGUUCAUUGUUUUUCAAGAUGUUUCAUUAUGUUUCAGUUGUUUCCACGUUGUCAUCAGCUCUCCGUUGUAAUACUCUCUGUGCAGUGAAUGUGUGAAGGAGAACCGGACGCCAUCAGUACAUAUGUGAUGCUGGUAUGUUCCUGUUGACGAGACAAAGCUGGGUACAUAGAACUGUGAUGCUGGUAUGUUCCUGUUGACGAGACAAAGCUGGCUACAUAGAACUGUGAUGCUGGUAUGUUCCUGUUGACGAGACAAAGCUGGGUACAUAGAACUGUGAUGCUGGUAUGUUCCUGUUGACGAGACAAAGCUGGCUACAUAGAACUGUGAUGCUGGUAUGUUCCUGUUGACGAGACAAAGCUGGCUACAUAGAACUGUGAUGCUGGUAUGUUCCUGUUGACGAGACAAAGCUGGGUACAUAGAACUGUGAUGCUGGUAUGUUCCUGUUGACGAGACAAAGCUGGCUACAUAGAACUGUGAUGCUGGUAUGUUCCUGUUGACUGAGACAAAGCUGGGUACAUAGAACUGUGAUGCUGGUAUGUUCCUGUUGACGAGACAAAGCUGGGUACAUAGAACUGUGAUGCUGGUAUGUUCCUGUUGACUGAGACAAAGCUGGGUACAUAGAACUGUGAUGCUGGUAUGUUCCUGUUGACGAGACAAAGCUGGUGUUUUACACCUGUUCUGAGUAACACCAGGUGUCAUGAAUAAAAUACUGAAAACAAAUCUGAUGAAAUGUGGAGGAGAACUCUCUCCAUUUUUCUGACUGGUUUAUUGCCAUGCAAAUACUGUGUGUUAUAUACAAUGUUGUUACUAGCGACUUAGUGUAACUACAGGAAACCCAUUAAAAACCUGUUCUGACCUGA